This is a messenger RNA of Arachis stenosperma, 1593 nucleotides long. RefSeq lists its product as uncharacterized. The record is from RefSeq and is a predicted model, not a curated record. The transcript is spliced from 5 exons. The coding region runs from base 1 to 1593 and encodes 530 amino acids. NCBI's taxonomy places the organism in Eukaryota, Viridiplantae, Streptophyta, Magnoliopsida, Fabales, Fabaceae.
AUGGCAUCAUCGCAAGUUCAAUUUGCUGCUCCUUUUCAAUUUGGUUGUGUUUCUCCUGGUGCUGCAUGCCAUGAGCACAUCAAGAACUUUGAACAGGACAAUCUUGAUGAUUCUUGGGUCUCAAGAGUUUCUAGGAACAACCUUGGAACUCUUGGUUUCUUAAAAAAGAAUCAUGUUUCAGUCAAUGAAAAAGAAGACUCUUCGCUGUCUGCGCUGAUGAGCCCAAGGCACUCAGCAACAGUUAAGGACCAUCAUCAUAAUAAUCAUCAUCAUGAUAAUCAUAAGGAGAAUCCUCUAAGGUGUUCAAGUUUUGUUUUGAGGUCCUCCAAAUCUUGUGCUCCUGCUGAUGACUCUUCAUCUGUAGCUGAUAUCUCGCACCUCGCGGCUUCUUCUCUUGUUCGGAUAUGGGAGAAAAGGCUCCACCAUUACAACAAUGAGGCUCAGGCACAGGUUCAGGUUCAGGCUCAGGCUCAGGCUCAGGCUCCAGUAUCUCCGGUCCCAGGUAGCCCGCGCAUUAGGGGACGCCGCGCAUUCAGUGAUUUGUUGUUGCAGUUUGAGAAUGAUCGCUAUAGAGAGCUUAAGGACCUUGCAUUGAGGGCUCCAGUUUCCAAGUUCACACAAAGAGGUCGCAUUCAGUCAGUGCUGAAACUAAGAUUGUUACAACGCGGAGUAGCAGAAGCUUUUGAUCAAUCAGCAAUAUCUAAGAUGAACAAGAACAACCAACCACAAGGAUAUGGAAUUAAGGAGAUAAGGGAAAGAUUUGGCACAGGAAUUAAGCAUAAAUCUCCAGCCCCAACAAUAGUUUCAGAUCCAGGAAUGACUGAGAGAAAUGUAUCAAAUAACAUGACAGAACCUAAACAGAACGCAAUCAUGCAGACUAGUUCCAAUAACAAGGAAUUAGAUCAUUCAAGUUCAUAUCUCACAUUCCAAGGACAAUGCUUUGAUUCUCAAAAUGAUGAUCAUGAAGUUACAAAAGAAAUCACUAUCACACCUUCACCAAUGGUUGAUUCAAAUGCAAAUAAAUCUGAUCAUAACGUAGAGACAAGUGAACAGAAAUAUUCCACUACUGCUAAUACUACUGAAGCUUGUCACAAUCAUACAUCAGAAAAUGAGAAUGGAAUUAAACAGCAGCAGUGUACCGAAAACUGUUACGAUGAAAUCGAAGAGGAAGAGGAAGAGAUCGAUGACCAAACCUAUGAUGAAGAUAGUAGUUAUGAUUGGAUCAGUCCUAUUUCUCGACCUAGAAGCUACUGGGAAGAACGUCGUCAGGAAUGGUAUAGGGAGAUGCUUGGCUAUGGUUCGGACAAUGACGAAAUCCGCAAUCUCCUUCAAAGAAAAACAGUUUCCACAUUCCUUUCAACCGCCGAGUUCCGCGAGAAGAUAGAUAGAUUAAUGAUGUCUCGAACUGGAUCGAUAUCACGAACACUUCAGGGUGACGACGGUGACGACGAUGACUAUGAAGAGAGAAGGCACCGUCGAUUAAUGGAGUUUUUCAAACAGCGCCUGAAUUCGAGUGGCAGUCCUCAAGAAAGUGGCAGAGACGAGGAAGCGAGAGUAACUCUUCGCCAACGCUUCAUACACCUUCCCCUGUGA